Messenger RNA from Marasmius oreades (fairy-ring Marasmius), 921 nucleotides. RefSeq lists its product as uncharacterized. NCBI's taxonomy places the organism in Eukaryota, Fungi, Basidiomycota, Agaricomycetes, Agaricales, Marasmiaceae. The transcript has 10 exons. Gene Ontology annotation, cellular component: trans-Golgi network; endosome. Bases 69 to 806 code for a protein of 245 amino acids. The record is from RefSeq and is a predicted model, not a curated record. Gene Ontology annotation, biological process: phospholipid translocation; retrograde transport, endosome to Golgi.
CUCUGACGCGCCCGACGAGCCAUGCGGCUUGUACCACUACCGCCAGUUCACUGCUGCGCAAGUCAAGAAUGUUUGAAUCCGAAGGAUGGUUUUCAGUUCUCUCUUCUAUAGGCAUGGCGGUGGGACCUCCAUUGGUCUACGCCGAUCAAGCUUACUCCAUUGUCCGCAAAAAAGACUCGACUGGGUUUUCGUCUGACGUCUGUGCCAUCCUCCUAAUCGCAAACAUAACAAGGUGUUUUUUCUGGCUCAGUGACCGGUUCGAGUUGGCAUUACUACUCCAAUCUAUCUUCAUGAUCCUUGCCCAGCUCGGCUUGUUAUACAUAUGUAUUCUCUACCGACCGAAGCUUAGUCCACAAAAUCUCGGAACGUCGCAUCGGCCGUACUCAUUAUGGCAAUGGAGUUCAUAUUCAACCUACCUCGAGUUUUUGGCUGGGCUCAUUCUGGUCGAAGCGAUACUGUUUCUCAUAUUCGGGCGAUCCGAAACCUACAUCUUUAUCAUUGGAUUCCUCGCCCUUGGUCUCGAAAGUACACUGCCAAUUCCGCAGCUAAUUAGUAAUCACAAACUCCGUUCGCUGUAUGGAUUUCGGCUGUCCACCUUACUCGGAUGGUUGGGAGGAGAUUCAUACAAAACCGCCUACUUCUUCCUGAAAGAUUCUCCGCUCCAGUUCAAAGUAUGCGCCAUCUUCCAGCUCUCCGUGGACGUAGCCAUCCUCUUGCAACGAAUUAUCCUCGGCAAUAAACCUCCGCCCACAGUGCUCCCUGAUGAGGAAGACCUUGAGCAGGCCCUUGCCCUAUCCGGAGAAUAAGCUCACACGAUAUCAUUGACCUGUGAGAGUGUAAACGUAGCUUAGAUUGCUAUUAUGAUAUCUUUAUUUGCUUAUCGUUGUGGUUUCUAAAGGCGAAUUCAAGCGCAAGGAAUGA